AUGGGAGUGGAUUACCCAGGAGCAAAGCAUCUGGUGCACUUUGCUCUGAAGCUCAUGGAGUUGAGGGGAGGGCCCUCUUUGAGGCAGAAGCUUUCAGAAUUCCCUGUGAAGGAGAAAGAAAAGCUGGCUGAAGCUGAGAUCAGGAGACUGCAGAAACAGUUUCAGAUAGCGGUGCAGAAGAGGAAGUCUUAUGGUGCCAACAUGAAGCAGCAAAUGCAGGCUCAGGAAAAAGAAAUAGAGUCGCUGACUCAAGAACACAAAGAGGUGUCAUUAACCCUGAGCCAGAUCAUGUCCCCGAGAAAUGCGAUGCUGGAUGACAGAAAUUGUAUGGAGCUCCAAUGCCUUUUGCAGACCAAAUAUCAGUAUGAUUCUCUGAUUAGAGACAGAAAAGCCCUCUUAGCUGACCUGGACAACCAGAUACUAGAGCUUGAAAAAAAGAUUGUGAGGCAAAACCAGAUAGCAGUGAAGGUGAAGCAAGCGAACUGUAGCAAACGGCUGCAAAAGCAGAUUGAGACACUGGAAAUGCGUCUAAACAACGUCACUGUCCAUUUCGAUACCAUCCUGACCAGAAAUAACAAGCUCCGAGAAGAGAUUAAAAACCUGCGAAUCCAGAAAGCCAUUUUGGACAACUUCUACUUGAAGCUCCAUAGGAAGCUGGAUCAGCAGAGGAGAAGGAUGAACACUGCUGUUGAGCAAACCGCACAAGCCUACGAGCAGCGGAUGGAAGCUCUGGCAAGGAUUUCAGCCAUGAACGAAAGACACAGCAAAGACACUGUCCAGUACAAUGUCGAGCUGCAGGAGCAGGAGCGUGUCCUUGACCAGGAGACCAAACUGAAAACCUUUGUGCUCGCCAAAUUUACAGACCGCUCUGAAUUGGAGGAAGAGGCCAAAAAGAAAAAAGCCUUGAAGGUAGCCCAGAGGGCAAAACGGAGCCAAGGGGAGAGCUUUGAGAGCCAGGAGGUGGCUUACAAGCGUCUGCUGGAGCUGGCGGAGGACGGGGACAUUGACCGGCUGGUGAAUGGCUAUAUUGAAAAGGAGGAGAAGAACUUUGCCUGCUUCAGCUACGCCACCGAGCUGAACAACGAGAUGGAGAAGAUGCAACGGAGGAUCAAGGACCUCCAGAACGAAAUUACGGCCCUCAUGAUGGACCAGGAAGAUGCAGAGAACAGCAGCCUUCAUGUGCUGAAGGAGCUGGAGGAAAAACUAAUGGAAACCACUGAGGAAGCCAACCGGUACGAAGACAAAUGCAAAGAGAGCAGCAAAGUUCUGGGCCAGCUCAAAACCAACAUGGAGCUCCUGUUCAGAGAAAUCAACUGUGAUGCUACAAAGAUAAUGAAGCAGCUCGGAGAAAACGGGCAGAUCACAGAUCUGAACCUGAUGCAGUUUUUUGGUCUCGUGGAGAAGAAGGCCAACGAGCUCCUGCUGAUGGAGUCCAUCCUGCGCUACACGUCGGCUAAUGACUCGCAUCCGGCCCAGCCCUUCACCAACCCACUGCUGGAUGGCACCAGACUCCUCCGGCCGAUGGAUCGGGCCCAGCUCUGCCCGCCACCCCCCACUCUGGACAGCACCACCGACGCCAUCGACGCCUUGGAAGUGCCACUGGACCACGGUCAGCUGCGCCAGCUGAUUCUCCAGAGCCGUGAGAAGGAGCGGGGCAACGCCACCGGCACGGGCAAGAAGGGGAGAAAUGGCGUUAAGGUGUGAACGCCCAGCGGGGAUGAAUUAAAUAAACAGUUUCACUCUUGA
Molecule: messenger RNA, 1746 nt
Organism: Harpia harpyja (harpy eagle)
Lineage: Eukaryota; Metazoa; Chordata; Aves; Accipitriformes; Accipitridae
Gene: CCDC63
Product: coiled-coil domain containing 63
Exons: 11
Coding region: 1-1704 (567 amino acids)
Biological process (GO): cilium movement; outer dynein arm assembly
Cellular component (GO): axoneme
Source: RefSeq, a predicted model, not a curated record